Messenger RNA from Mangifera indica (mango), 737 nucleotides. RefSeq lists its product as uncharacterized. Lineage: Eukaryota; Viridiplantae; Streptophyta; Magnoliopsida; Sapindales; Anacardiaceae. The transcript has 8 exons. The record is from RefSeq and is a predicted model, not a curated record. The coding region runs from base 92 to 580 and encodes 162 amino acids.
AGUUGGGUAUGGCAUACAAUGUUAUAAUUAUUGGAUAGCCCCACGUGCAUAUUUACGGGAAAUUCGACGACUUCCAUGGCUUGUCAAGAAGAUGUUGCCAAUAGUCCACUUUUUGAACUUUGACCAAACAUUUCGCAUAAUAAUUCAGUGCAACAAUCCCCCUUCUUGGUUUAAAAGGCUGCCAACUAAGCAGGAGUUAAAGGAAUGCAUCGAGGGAGGGCGACUAAGGCAACUCAUUGUGAGGGUUAUUUUGGCUGUCAUAUUCUUAAACCUAUAUUCCAGGAUGGCUUUUUAUUUACAUGCAACUAUUGCCGUUGGGUCCAUUCUUGCUGUAAUAUUUAGAGGAUCAAAAGGUCCAUUAUUUCUAGCAGUUCUGUAUGGCAUGCUAUGUUUUCAUCAUUGGUCAGCAAGGCGGGCAUAUUUACGGGAAAUUCGACGACUUCCAUGGCUUGUCAAGAGGCUGUUGCCAAUAGUCCACUUCUUGAACUUUGAUCAAGCGUUUCACAACAUAUUUCACUACAAAAAUCUUCCACCUUGGUUUAAAAGGAGUCAACGCCGGAUCAUUAGACAGAAUUUGUAAGGAGGAGAGGCAUGCAAUGACAGUCAUUUGGUAUAAUUCGAAUAAUAGAUGCUCUGAAGAAUUUGUUCUGGAUUCAUUUUAUGAUUUGAUUUUAUGUUCCAUCCACUUUAUUAUGGAUCCAUUUGGUAUUUAUGAACUGUCUAUCAAUUUUUUAUUA